AUGGUAGAAAUGUUCAAGAAAGUUGAGGUAACCAUCCCCCUCUUUGAUGCUAUCCAUCAAGUUCCUAGAUAUGCAAAAUUCCUUAAAGAUCUAUGCAUGAACAAGGAUAGAAUUCUUGAAUUGGAAACCAUCCCAUUGGGGAGUUCUAUUUCCGCUUUAAUGGGAGCAUUGCCCGAGAAGUGUGAUGAUCCGGGCCCUUGUAUGGUCACUUGCACCGUCAAUGGAGUUCAAUUUAUGGAUUGUAUGUGUGACCUCGGAGCAUGUGUUAGCAUCAUGCCACUCUCCGUCUACCGGGUAUUGAAGUUGCCACCACUAAAAAGGUCGACAGCAAGAUUUGUCCUAGCGGAUAAAAGCAUAAUAACUGUGAUGGGUGUUGCGGAAGACGUAUUGGUGAAUAUCAAAGGGUUGGUAUUUCCAAUUGACUUCUAUGUCCUUGAAAUGCCAUCAAGCGAAACCGAGAGAGCAUCGUCUAUCCUACUUGGAAGACCAUUUUUGAGAACUUCUAGAUUUAAGCUAGAUGCUUACUCGGGAACCUACUCAUUUGAAAUAGAUGGGAGAGUCGUAAGUUUCAGCCUAGAAGAAGCAAUGAAGCAUCCACCGGAGAAUCACUCUCUAUUCCGGUGUGACCCAAUUGACAACAUGGUUACCGAAGUGCACCUUGCAAAGUUAGAUGAGAAGUACAUGAUUGAAGAAACAAAUGAAGGUCCAAGCAAUUUAAACACCACACUCCAUACAAACCAUCCGGAAACUCAAACUUCAAAGAAUGACAAAAAGAUGGAAUUGAAGCCACUACCACCCCAUCUAAGGUACUCAUAUCUUGAUGAAGCCCAAGAGCUCCCCGUGAUAAUUGCAAAAGAAUUAACUCCUCAACAAGAAGAAAAAUUGCUAGAUGUAUUGAGGAAAAAUAAAAGGGCAAUCGGGUAG
This is a messenger RNA of Arachis duranensis, 924 nucleotides long. RefSeq lists its product as uncharacterized. The record is from RefSeq and is a predicted model, not a curated record. Lineage: Eukaryota; Viridiplantae; Streptophyta; Magnoliopsida; Fabales; Fabaceae. The transcript has a single exon. The coding region runs from base 1 to 924 and encodes 307 amino acids.